AUGGCAACGUACUUCCAACCAACCAAGCACGCUAUCUACACUAUUACCGAGAGAGGGCAGCGGGUUUGCGGUUGGCUUGCGCGGCCUCCAAGCAUCGACAGCGAGGAUAGUCGGGAUAUCAAAGACCCCAAGAGCCGGCUGGCAAAGGAUUCCAACGUCAACCGGCUCAAUGUCAUCCUACAAGAUGCGGCUCUUCGGCUAUUGUUCAAGGAGUUCCUCCGACAGUCCCUCUGCGAGGAGAAUUUGCAAUUCUAUUUCGACGUGUCCGAUUUCACCAGCAAUUAUCGUGCUCUCGAGAAGGCAGGAAAGUUGGACCGACCCGAUGCCGUCAGGGAGACGCUGGCUGCAGCUUAUGGCCUGUACAACUCCUUCCUCGCCUCUGGAGCGCCCUCUGAGCUCAACAUCGACCACUCACUCCGCAACCGACUCGACAGCCGAAUGAUUCGCACCAACACUGAUGAGGAAUCUAUGCGUGGAAGUCUUGAAGAGGUUGUGGAACUGUUUGAGCUUGCCCAGAACGUGGUCUUCAAGCUCAUGGCCAGUGAUUCCGUACCCAAAUUCCUGCGAGAUCCUAGGCACGCUGCCGUCCUUCGAGAUCACGAAAUAGAUUUGAUUGGCUCGAACCGGACACUUUCACCUGGCCCCGAACGAACAGUCAGUCGAUCGAAUACCAGAUCAUGA
Cladophialophora carrionii CBS 160.54 is the source of this 681-nucleotide messenger RNA. RefSeq lists its product as uncharacterized. The coding region runs from base 1 to 681 and encodes 226 amino acids. Lineage: Eukaryota; Fungi; Ascomycota; Eurotiomycetes; Chaetothyriales; Herpotrichiellaceae. The record is from RefSeq and is a predicted model, not a curated record. The transcript is spliced from 3 exons.